CGUGAGGUCAUUCGGCAUUCCCUCCGACUCGGACGAACUCCCUUCUCAUACAGCCAUGUCGUUUAAAGCGAGGGCCCUGCUCGGGUACCUGGGCUGCUGCUCCUCACUCAAAGCUCUCCUGCCGAAGAUCCCACAACACACCUUGAUCACAACAAGCUCCAUGCAGCUAUCAUCUAUCCUACCAUGUCUCUCGCACAAAAUGAUUAUGUCGUGAAACUCCCUGUCACCCCCUUAUCGCCCAGGGCAUUGGACGUCCGUUUAAUUGCUCAGCGGUGGAUCACAAACCUGGAGGCUCUCCUGAGAAAAGGGGAAUACUCCCGACUUACCGAGCUCGUACAUGAAGAGUCUUGGUGGCGUGACAUGUUAGCAUUGGAAUGGGAUUUCCGUACGAUCCAUAACCGCAAUGCCAUACAAGCAUUUCUUCAGCAAAACCAGCCCCGGUCUCAGAUUUCGGGAUUUCGGCUGCAACAUGAAGGCAAAUUCCAACCUGCGCUCGAAGACCCGGCCGAGGGUCUGAGGUGGAUUUCUUCAAUGUUCUUCUUCGAGACGCGUGUCGGACGCGGCGCGGGUGUUCUUCGUCUGACUCAGGAUGAGGCGGGCACAUGGAAGGCUUACGCGAUCUAUACUGCCUUGCAAGAGUUUAAGGACUUUGAGGAGCCACUUGGUACAAGACGAGCCGAGGGGACAAUUGAGUCGAUGCCUGGGGGUCUCAGUCAAGGGAACUGGCAGGAGCGACGGCAAAGGAAGAUUGAAUUUCUGGACGACGAGCCAGCCACACUUGUCAUCGGCGCCGGCCAGGCUGGCCUCAACACAGCUGCCCGCCUUGAAUCUCUAGGUGUCUCUUGUCUGGUUGUUGACCGAAACGAAAGAAUUGGGGAUAACUGGAGAAAGCGAUACCGAACGCUUGUCACCCACGAUCCGGCAGAAUUCACCCACAUGGCCUACCUUCCGUUCCCAAAGAACUGGCCCCAGUUUACCCCUAAAGACAAGCUUGCUGAUUGGUUCGAAGCCUACGCAAGUAUCAUGGAGCUGAACGUAUGGCUCCGAACUAGCAUCAAAUCUGCGACAUAUGAUGAUGCGAAGGCGGAAUGGACUGUUGUUAUCGGUCGGGGCGACGGAUCCGAGCGAACCCUUCAUCCACGCCAUUUGAUCUGGUGCACCGGUCAUUCCGGCGAGCCAAAGGUUCCCACAUUCCCAGGCCAGGAGCAGUUCAAGGGAUCGGUCUACCACGGUAGCCAGCAUCAAGAUGCCUCCGAAAGCAACGUGAAAGGCAAGAAAGUGGUCGUUGUUGGCACCGGAAACAGUGGACAUGAUAUCGCUCAGAACUUUUAUGAAAAUGGGGCAGAAGUCACUAUGCUUCAACGGAGUGGCACCUACGUGGUUACCGCCGAGAAAGGUGUCUUCAUGAUGCAUGAAGGCCUCCAUGAAGAGAAUGGACCCCCUACGGAAGAAGCAGAUAUCAUUCACGAGAGUCUACCAUACCCCGUGAAAUUCGCGUUGGAUGUCAAUUUCACCAACAGAGUGUACGAAGCGGAGAAAGACAUUCUAGAAGGUCUGCGAAAAGCGGGCUUCGAACUCGACUUUGGCGUGAAUGGAGCAGGACUUUUGCGGGCUUACAUGACCCGCGGCGGAGGCUAUUACAUCGACGUUGGAUGCAGCUCGUUGAUCGCGGAUGGCAAGAUCAAGGUUAAGCGCAGCCCCGAAGGAAUUACUGGCUUUAACGAGCGGAGUCUAUUCCUGAAGGAUGGUAGCUCUCUCGAUGCAGACAUUGUUGUUCUUGCUACCGGGUACGACAACAUGCGCACCACUGUGCGUAAAACGCUGGGUGAUCAGGUAGCCGAUCGAUGCAAAGAUGUCUGGGAUCUUGACGAUGAAGGUGAAGUAAACGCGAUGUGGCGCCCCAGCGGCCAUCCGGGCUUCUGGUAUAUGGGUGGAAACCUCGCUCUCUGUCGCAUCUACUCGAAGUUCGUGGCCUUGCAGAUAAAGGCUAUAGAGGCUGGUCUCGUAGCAAGCUCAACCUAAGCUGUGACUGAUUCUAUUCGAUCAAUCAAGCGGCUUCUCAUAGAUGAAGCAAGGCGAGACUGUUAAUGACUAGACUAGAGAAUUGGUAAGACAUAUUUUGAUUUUUAAGUAGUUUUCCAAGUCACUGAACAUUGGUAUGGAUCCUCAAAUGGUCAUUCUGCCUUCGAAAUCUUGUAUCUGGCGUAAUCGAAAGCUUCAUUACUAAUUCCUGCCACCAAGAACAAGGUCUACGUCAUGCUAAGACUGUCACUGCUAUCUGUGUACGUCGGGCUCCGGGUCCUUGGCGUCCCGAGGCCCGAACAAGCAUACGUUACCUGCGACUCGACCACCUCCACCGCUGCAUGAU
Molecule: messenger RNA, 2368 nt
Organism: Aspergillus melleus
Lineage: Eukaryota; Fungi; Ascomycota; Eurotiomycetes; Eurotiales; Aspergillaceae
Product: putative flavin-binding monooxygenase
Exons: 5
Coding region: 184-2022 (612 amino acids)
Molecular function (GO): NADP binding; flavin adenine dinucleotide binding; N,N-dimethylaniline monooxygenase activity
Source: RefSeq, a predicted model, not a curated record